Messenger RNA from Cuscuta epithymum, 1707 nucleotides. The record is from the annotation of a GenBank genome assembly. Lineage: Eukaryota; Viridiplantae; Streptophyta; Magnoliopsida; Solanales; Convolvulaceae.
CGGAAAAGGAAAGGUUACAAAAUUUUUUUGCAAACUUUGAUGGGCGUGUUACUAUUUGUUCUGACAUAUGGGAGGAUGAUUUUCAUCAUUUAUAUUAUUUGGGUCUGACUGCACAUUAUAUUGAUGAGGAUUGGAAUAUGCAUAAACGUGUUCUUGCUUUUCGUGAAUUUAAUGAUCGUCACACCGCUGAACAUAUUUAUAUUUUGAUUGAGCGUAUUUUAAUUGAGUAUAAUUUGAUUGAUAAGGUGUUUGCUAUUGGUUUCGAUAAUGCUACUAAUAAUACUGCUGCUAUACCUAGACUGCGUGAGUUGUGUGGUGCCAAUUCUUUGAUGGGUAGAUUUUUUCAUCAACGCUGUGCAUGUCAUGUUAUAAAUUUAUGUGUGCAAGACGGUUUAAAAGCGUAUAGAGAUUCCAUGGAGGUAAUAAAGGGGGGGGGGGGGUUAGACGUAUUUGGGGUAAUGGUCAACUUAGAUUAAAAUGGCAAAGUUAUUUGACUGAAAGAGGUGUGAGAUAUGUUGCUUUUCCUAAAGAUUUGAGUAUUCGUUGGAAUAGUACUUAUAAAUUACUUAAAGUUGUUCUUAGAUAUAAAGAACAUUUUCCUGCUUUUUUAAAAGAACAUGAUAACUAUAUUAUAAACGCGGCUGAGAUUGACACUUGCGAAAAAAUUUGUAAUGUUUUGAUAUAUUUUUUUAAUGCUACUGAAACUUUUAGUCAUGUUUAUAAACCUACCGCAAACCAAUUUAUUCCACAAGCUGUUAAUCUCGCCGAUGCUUUUAAAGAAUUUCAAAAUGCCGUUUUCGUUCAUUAUUUUUGUGAUCAUAUGAAGGAAAAGUUUUUAAAAUAUUAUGCGCAUAUUCCCCAUAUUUAUGGUAUUGCAUUUAUUCUCGAUCCUCGUUAUAGACUUGCUAAUUUGGAAGAUUGUUUCAACUUCUAUUAUCUUGCGUUUUUCGGUGAAUUUCCAAUGUAUGACGAUAACCCCAUAGAUCCGAAAACGGAAUACAACGAGGUUAGUACUUUAUUUUAUGCCUUAUUUAAUGAAUUUCGUGCACAAUAUAGCAACGCUCCCCCUCCCCCGUCACGAACAUCUUCAUAUAAAGGAAAAUCGAUUUUUAAAUCUGCAUUUGGCAAUCUUAUGAAAAAAACUAAAACAACUCACGUCAUUGAACAAAGCGCAUUAAAUGAGAUUACUUUGUAUUUAACAUAUGAAGUUGAUUUUGAAGAAAAUGAUGACUUUGACGUUCUAGACUGGUGGAAGUCAAAAGAAAGAACGUUCCCGAUUUUAGCACGGAUGGCUAAGCAAGUACUAUCAAUGCCGGUUUCAACAAUUGCUGUGGAACAAGAAUUUAGUUCGGCCGGCAACGUCCUAACGGCAUCUAGAUCGAGAUUGAGCGCGGAGUCUCUUGAGACGCUUAUAUGCUACCACGAUUGGUUGAAGGCCGCACGUAGAACUCAAGAAUUGAGCAUCACCCCCUCCCAAGAUUUUAUGGAUGACUCAACAACCGAUGGUGGCUCUACCUAUGCCAGAGAUUCCGAUUGAUUAGUAUUUUAGAAUGUAUUACAAAAUGUAUUUUAUAGCACUUGUCAAAUUUAUUUAUACUUGUACUUCAUAUUUCAAAAUUGUAAACUUGUACUUCAUAUUUCAAAAUUGUAAAUUUGUAGUUGUAGUUCAAAUUAAUUUGUAAACUUGUACUUCAUAUUUCAAAUAAA